CAUCGUUCUAGAAAGCUUAAAUACAGAAAUGGCAGGAGACGCUUCUUCAUUCUUAGGUAUCCUGAAGAACUUGCCUGGCACACAAAUUUAAGUCGAAAAAUCUUGAGAAAGUCUCCACAGUUGGAAAAGUUUCACCAGUUUCUGGUUAGCGAAACCGAAUCUGGAAAUAUCAGUCGUCAAGAAGCCGUUAGCAUGAUUCCACCGCUGUUACUCAACGCUCAUCCUCACCAUAAGAUCUUAGAUAUGUGUGCAGCGCCUGGAUCAAAGACCACACAAUUAAUUGAAAUGUUACAUGCCGACAUGAAUGUCCCUUUCCCAGAGGGGUUCGUCAUCGCGAACGACGUGGACAACAAGCGUUGCUAUCUGCUUGUUCAUCAGGCCAAAAGGCUGAGCAGCCCCUGCAUCAUGGUGGUCAACCACGAUGCGUCCAGCAUACCUAGACUCAAAAUAGAUGUGGACGGGAGGAAGGAGAUUCUCUUCUACGAUCGCAUCUUAUGUGAUGUCCCCUGCAGUGGGGAUGGCACUAUGAGAAAGAACAUCGAUGUCUGGAAGAAGUGGACAACCUUGAAUAGCUUGCAGCUGCAUGGCUUACAGCUGCGGAUCGCGACGCGGGGUGCUGAGCAGCUGGUGGAAGGCGGUAGGAUGGUGUAUUCCACGUGUUCCCUCAACCCCAUUGAGGAUGAAGCCGUCAUAGCCUCUUUGCUGGAAAAAAGUGAAGGUGCUUUGGAGCUUGCUGAUGUGUCAUCUGAGUUGCCGGGACUGAAAUGGAUGCCUGGAAUUGCACAUUGGAAGGUCAUGACGAAAGACGGACAGUGGUUUUCGGAGUGGGAACAGGUGCCUCACAGCAGACACACCCAGAUCCGGCCCACCAUGUUCCCACCAAAGGACCCGGAGAAGUUACAGGCGAUGCACCUCGAGCGUUGUCUUAGGAUAUUACCACAUCAUCAGAAUACCGGAGGGUUCUUUGUGGCAGUGUUAGUGAAGAAGUCGUCAAUGCCGUGGAAUAAACGUCCUCCAAAGAUACAGGGUGAGCCGCUGGUGGAGCCCAGAGAGCCUGUGCGGUCCAGGCCUGCACACCCUGCGGAAGGAGCAGCUGUGGACCCCGCCGAGCCAGAGAGUAAACCUGCCAGUGGGAUGGAUGACACAGACAUCACAGAAAGAUCUGAGAACGUAGAGAACAGUGGAAGUAAGAAGGACGGAGUGUGCGGUCCUCCUCCAUCUAAGAAAAUGAAGUUGUUUGGAUUUAAAGAAGAUCCGUUUGUAUUUAUUCCUGAAGAUGAUCCGUUAUUUCCACCCAUCCAGAAGUUUUAUGCGUUGGAUCCUUCAUUCCCAAAGAUGAAUUUGUUGACUAGGACUACGGAAGGGAAGAAGAGGCAGCUCUACAUGGUCUCCAAGGAGCUGAGGAACGUGCUGGUGAACAACAGCGAGCGGAUGAAGGUUAUAAACACGGGGAUAAAAGUGUGGUGUCGGAAUAACAGCGGUGAAGAGUUUGAUUGCGCUUUUCGGUUGGCACAGGAGGGAAUAUACACGCUGUAUCCAUUUAUUAAUUCAAGAAUUAUCACUGUAUCCAUAGAAGAUAUCAAAAUUCUAUUAACCCAGGAAAAUCCAUUUUUUAGAAAACUUAGCAGUGAGACCUACAGCCAAGCCAAGGACUUGGCCAAGGGGAGCAUUGUCCUGAAGUACGAGCCAGACCCUGCGAAACCAGACACCCUUCAGUGUCCCAUUGUGUUAUGUGGAUGGCGGGGAAAGGCCUCCAUUCGGACUUUUGUGCCCAAGAACGAGCGGCUUCAUUAUCUCAGGAUGAUGGGGCUGGAGGGGUUGGCAGAAAAGAAGAAGGAAGGGACUGUCGUGGCUCAGGAGAGUACCGACAGCUCUGGGCUGCCGGAGGACGAGGUGAGUGCCGAGCACGGAGCGGAGCAGGCCACCAGCGCGGAUGCCAGCGAGGACACCAGCGCGGACACCAGUGAGGACGCCGGUGUGGACCCCGCCUCGGAUCCCUCAGGCCCUGCCCCCGGGGAGGCCGUCCUGCCACGAUGAGGAGGUCCCUGCGAGGAGGCCCCGGGACCGUGUGGGCAGCCCAGUGUUCCUCUGCGGUGUCCCAGGCCAGACCCAGAACUUCUGACCUGUAAAGUACAGGACGUGGAGGCUGGAGACGGAUGGAAUGGUGGAAGAGUCGCGAACGAUCUCAGUACUGCUUUCGUAUAUUUUUUAGCUUUGUUAGAAGUUGCUCAUUAUACUGUUUGUUUUGCGAAUCUGGGCCCGUUUUGUCUGUGGCCAGCGGUAGACUAUUGCCGUUAGUCUUACUUACUCUUAAGAAACAAAACUGCCCUUGCGGGAAUGUUCAGGUUCCUUUUGUUAUGCCUUUAUUGGUCUGUGGUCUGGUGUUUCUUUUAAUUAUUAUUUAUAGAGAGAAUCUAUAACUCAUUGUGGGCCGUUGGAAGACAUCCUGUAAACGUUAACAAUUGUGUGAAGUUGCACAUUAGUGGUGCGACAUUAACACGCGGUGGGUUAGCAUCUGAGGUCUCAGAUGGCUUCUGUGCCUUUGUAACAAAAGGUAAAAUAAACUCUUUUUUCUCGGAGUAAGA
This is a messenger RNA of Enhydra lutris kenyoni (northern sea otter), 2585 nucleotides long. RefSeq names its product NOP2/Sun RNA methyltransferase family member 2 (gene NSUN2). The record is from RefSeq and is a predicted model, not a curated record. Gene Ontology annotation, molecular function: tRNA binding; tRNA (cytidine-N5)-methyltransferase activity. NCBI's taxonomy places the organism in Eukaryota, Metazoa, Chordata, Mammalia, Carnivora, Mustelidae. The transcript is spliced from 17 exons. Gene Ontology annotation, cellular component: cytoplasm; nucleus. Gene Ontology annotation, biological process: tRNA methylation. The annotation marks the transcript as partial.